GGCGCUGUGGUGCAGUUUCAAUGGCAAACGGGUUAAACGAUGGUUCCACAUGGACGACACAACUUGGUAAAAUAGAAUUGUGAAACAGUAUGUGUACGUAACCUUUUUAUUUAAACUAAGUUAUUUGUAACUAUGUGAGCUUACCCAAGUCAUGACUAACAGGAAGAAGCAAAAGGGUGCGGACACGGCGGUGCAGGGCACUAAUGACAGCAGUGUGCUGAGUAAAGUAUCUGCUGCAGCUCAAGGCUACUUCCACGAUCCCUUCCUUCAGCAUUUUGUGUGCAAAGUGGCGAGAAGAGCUCCACUCAUCAACAGGGGCUACUAUGUGCGCUGGAGAGCCGUGGACCACUGUGUGCAGACCUUCCUGCAGGUCACGCAACAUUGUGCCAAGAGACAGAUUUUGUCUCUGGGCGCCGGAUUCGACUCGUUGUAUUUUCGGCAGUGUGCCAACGCCACAGCGCUUGAAAGGGCCGUUGUGUUCGAGGUGGAUUUCCCCGACGUCACCCGGCGUAAAGCAGCUCUGAUCAGAUCCAACCAGGCUCUGGCAGCAAUGUUAGACCCGCAGUAUGAACAUUCUCCUACAGGGCCUGUGUAUGUGUCUAGUAGUCAGUACUUCCUGUUAGGGGUGGAUGUGCGACAUGCCUCCCUUGUUGAAGAUGCUUUGACGAUGGUGGGACUGGAUCAGGCUACCCCCACGCUCAUUCUUUCCGAAGUGGUCCUCACCUACAUGGAAACACAGCAGUCUGAUGAUAUCAUUGCUUGGGCAGCGAGACUACUGCCCCACUCCCUCUUUGUGAUGUACGAGCAGAUCCAUCCUCAAGAUCCGUUUGGUCGCAUCAUGCAGGAACAUUUCGUCAAACUUAAUUCCACUCUGCAUGCGCUUAGAGAAUACCCGGACACUGAUGCACAAAGGCAAAGGUUCCUGGACAAGGGAUGGGAGCAGUGUGUGUGCGUGGACAUGAAUGACUUCUUCAUCAGGUUGAUCCCAGAUGAUGAGAGACUCCGAGUGGAGAGACUGGAGCCUUUUGACGAGUAUGAGGAGUGGCACCAGAAAUGUUCUCACUACUUCAUCCUCACAGCAUCUCGAGGUUCUCUCACAGCGCAGUCCUUGCUCACCCAUCCUCCAGUGCCCCUAAAAAGCCCAUCUUGGAGCCCAAUUUACCUCUCAGUGAAGACACUGACAGCCUGUGUGGAGGGUCUCGGCUCGGCGUCCACCUGUCUCGAUGACGGACACAUCCUCCUCACUGGAGGCUCAUGCCGAAGUGGCAGAGGCGCUCCAAGUCGACUCUUGCUCAAAGGCCCUGAAAGCUGGACUGAAAGUGUCACUGUAAAACCCUCGGCACAUUUGGGUGUUCGCUUGUACCAUACCGUUACCUCCACUCCCGGGGGAGGUGCUGUCAUAUACGGCGGCCGAUCCUCUCCUCUCAGCCCAAUCGGAGGCCUUGUCAAAGUCACCCAUCAUGGUGGAUCACUUCAUGAGGAGCAGAUGGUCUGCACAGGGGAUCAUCCGCCACUUCGGUGGAGACAUACUGCUACUCUGCUCUCUCAUAAUGGAAAAAAAAUUCUCUUUGUCUUUGGUGGGAAAAAUGAGUGUGAAGCUGUUUUGGGUGGUGGCUACUUUCUGGAUGUUGAUCAGCAGCACUGGAUGGAGUUGCCAGUAGAGGGCACAGCACCGGAUGAUCGCCAUUCCCAUUCGGCGUGUCCCUACCAGGGAGGGGUGCUGGUCUUCGGGGGACUGGGAAGAAGAGGACAGCCUCUGGGGGACACAGUUGUGCUGAAACCCAAUGAGAGAGGCUUUUGCUGGGAGAUGAUAGACGUACAGCCCCCUCCUUGUCCCAGGUAUUCACAUUCUGCACACGUGAUCGGCAAACACCUGCUUGUGGUGGGAGGAGUUUGGCUGUAUCCUGACGACGUGCCAGCAGUGUCCAUGAUUAACCUCGACACACGCUGCAGUGUGGACUUCCGUCUCAAUACGAGCUCAGUGCCCUGGCCCCUGAUGUUGCACUCCUUCUGCUCGGAGCUGACAGACCAAAAGAAAGUAGAACUGCUGCUCAUUGGUGGAGGAGGAAACUGUUUUUCCUUUGGGACACAUUUUAACCCUCAACUGGUCACUGUGGACCUUCAGCCUGCUUUAAGGUAGCUCACACUUGAGUAG
Messenger RNA from Doryrhamphus excisus (bluestripe pipefish), 2155 nucleotides. RefSeq names its product leucine carboxyl methyltransferase 2 (gene lcmt2). Lineage: Eukaryota; Metazoa; Chordata; Actinopteri; Syngnathiformes; Syngnathidae. Gene Ontology annotation, biological process: wybutosine biosynthetic process; tRNA methylation. Gene Ontology annotation, molecular function: tRNA methyltransferase activity; protein binding. The record is from RefSeq and is a predicted model, not a curated record.